ACACAUACUAAACAAGGAAACAUUAUGAAUGAUGUUUAUUUGAAUGUUUGGUGAACGCGGAAUCACAAAAAGGCAUUAAUGCGCGCCUUCUUUAAGUUUUUGGACCUGUGUCGUUUGGAUAUCAUUUGGUUUUGUGGUCGAUGAAUACUCUGGCACGUUUCAAUGACCUUUGAUCUUAGUGUCCCUCUUGAAGGACAACAGCUGUUAUUUACACAGUCGUUCUUUGAUCUUCGUGAUGAAUGCUAUGCCUUGAUGGAUGUUAAAUGUGAGAGAAUUGCUGUCCAACUUUCUGAAGGAACUCCUCUGUGCGCAUACUCCAAAUUAUUCUCACAGUUCUGUCUAUGUUACGAAGAACUAAAGAAAUGGUUAUUAAGACUCCGUUCGUUGGCUGUCCAAAGAGAUCUGGUAUGUCUUAGCCGUUCUGAAACCUAUAUGAGUCAGAACUACUUUGGGUACAUCAAAAAUCGAGAUGUUGACCUCAGUCGUCUACGUUCUCUUGGCAACAAACUUUUGGAAAUGACCAUCAUGAGAUCUAAUCCUUUGGUCAUCCAGUCUGUCGAGUCGGCGAAGGUUUCUCAUGAUUUUGACGUCUAUAAUCGACUUCAAGAGAUUGAAAAUUUGUGGAAUGAUAUUACAACCGUAGUACUCCCAAUGAGCUUCCUUCAUGACCCAGCACGUACACUUAAAGAUGUCGAGUUGGAUCUGAAGGAGAUUGAAGCUAAGUUGCGCUCCAUCAAACGACAAACUUUUCACCUUCGAAAAGGGCUGAUUAACUCUGUUGGUGGACCAUGCGGUAUGAAUUCGGCUAUGGCGGCACUAAAGGCUGAACAUAUAUCUCUUAAAGGAGCUGUAUCAACACUUUCCGCUGCUAGCAAUCUGAUUUUACAACUUCAGGCAUCAGUUGUUCAAAAUAGAUUAUGUUCAAACUCAAAUGAGAACUUUGAUCCAUUCUUAUUUAAACUUACUGAAUAUACUGAUGAAUUAACAUACACAAGUUGUUCGUUGUGGAUUAUGCAUCUAGAACUACGUGAAUAUUGGAAAUUUGUAUCCAGACGUCGAAGCUCUUUUGAAAGCGGGUUAUCUGGUUCUAGUUUAGGCGUGCGAAAUUCUCGCUCACUAGUUGGAUUGGACCACUCAACAACCAGUGAUCAUCUGCUAAUCAAACCGUCAUCAAUGUCGUGUUCACUUUCAGCUGGUUUGUUUCCUUCACUGCCAUUUGCUGAUAUAUAUCAUUCUGUAUCCUAUCCGAGAUUAGGCUCAAAGCUAUGGAGGACACUUACGGAACAUCAAAAUAUUAAUUCAGAGAUUCACAUGCGUGAUUCAGCAUCCAGCAUUUACUCAUUAUGUUGUCCGGAAUCCGGAUUUGCAAGUGAUAAUGACUAUUUUCUGAAAUCACAGUUAUCGAAUAGAUUGGAUUCACCUUGUACUGGGCAAGUCGCUUUUGAAUCUCUCUGUAGAAAAUUGCAAAGUACGAAUUCCCCGUGUUCUUUAUAUGAUAAACGUCGUUCACAGUCUUCAGAAUGUUUAUGGAUUUGUAAUAUAGAUUCUAAUGAUUCAGAAGCGAUAAAUGACUCAUCCAUUGAGUUAUAUCAUGAGAAUUCUGAUCGAACACCGAUUAAAUCAGUCAUAUCUCGACUGGAGCAUAACGAGAACAAUGAUGACAGUAGAAAAACAGAACAUUAUAAGACUCCGUUGAGUCAGUUUCAUUGUAUGUUUGAUUUUAGUCUCAAACUAGGUUAUUUCGAUAAUUUAGAUCGGCGUAGUUUGAAAACUCGUGCAUCCAGCUAUCAUGAUCUUACUCCUUUUUGUUCACGCCUGCAUUCAAAUGAUUGUGAUAUUCAAGCAGAAUGCCCAUCGUUAGAACAACCUACUUCUAAGAGUGAAACUAACAUAUUCAAGAUGCCUGUUGCCACUUUACUACAUAGUCCUGUUAACAGCCGAAUUUCGAGACCGCCGAACUCUUCAUGUUCUAGCACAUAUCAUGCUGAAUCUCCCAACUCUAAGAAGUUCCGAAGAAAUUCACUUUCAUCCUUGAUAUUUUGUAUUGAUAAUCAUUCGAAUUCAGAGAUAAAUAAUCUAACUAAAACAGUAAAUGGUGAUCUUGAGGAUACUACCUUUUCAGAAUUAAUACUGUCAUCCACAGAAUUGGAGUCGAAUUCGUAUUCACUUGAUGCACAGAAGUCACCUGAUAUCACGUCACCAUACGUUACUGAGGAUAACCCUAAAAGUAGUGAUCAUGACGGCGAUUAUGCUGUUGAUACUAGAAUAGUGAAAAAUUCGUGUUUCAAUCUUACUGACAAUGAUAUGAAUCAUGGGACUGAUGACAAUCCUGAUAUAUCAGUUGAUGGACUAGAGUGGGAUGAUUUGGGUGAUAUACGUGGUAUAAAGCCUAGUUCCUUAGAUAGCUGUUGCACUUCAUCACCGUUCAAAAGCAGAGAAUCACUUGAAGGAUUAAAUGGAUCAGAAGUCAACACAAAAGUCUCAUCUGGUGUCCACUGUUCCUCACUAACACUUGCCGCUAAAGCGAUGGAAGCCUUGAUUGAACCACAGAUUCGACAUCGCAAUCAAGCGGUCAACCCAUGUCGAAAAUUAUAUGCAGAAGUAAAUUCUCGUCCUUCGGUGCAUACUGAAAUUUCUGAGAUGAACAUUAAUUUGUCUACUAGUUCAAAUAGCUACUGCUUUUCUCCAGUACCGGUCAAAUCCAAAGAGCGGAGUAUUAAAACUCACCUAUGUGAACCAAUGUACACUAAGAUAGAUUUCUCUGCUCUAAAUUCGUAUUUUUCUCCUGAUUCAGUUUCACCUGAACAUGAAACACAUCCAUACAACCGGAAUUCUUUAUGCUUUAGAACAAUAGAUACUUCUAGUAGUACACCUAAUAGCUCACCAAUGUGUGAAAGUGAUUUAUUCACGCUCCUUGCAUCAAUACGUUCGGAUGCUCUGCCACUUAUCGGACUAUUAUCACGUUUAGAAGAAAGUUCAGUAACUGGAUUACUGGAUUCAAAAUUUGUCAAAACAUAUGAAAGUCAAUGCUCAUCAAAAUUUGAAGAUGAACGUCGACAGUUGGAUAUUGAUAGAAGUUAUCUUCAGCAUUUUGAUAAGCGUCUUACUCAAUGGACGGAUACAGUUGAUAGAUUACGCUCUCAAAUAUUCAUAGAUUAUCCGUCACCUGAUGAAGCAAACUCUAAGACUCAAUUAAAAAGUUCUCUAUCUGUUGCUCUAGAUACAUUUAAUGAUUGGUUAUCGGCUCUAAAAGCAAGACAUACAAUAGCGUUUUGGAUUUUAGAUUGGCGUACGUCAGUGUUUGACCACUUGGCUGGUGAAAGUCACGACGCCAAUUUAUCAUUGUUGGCAAUGAAACAACGUGUGCACACGGCUAUUCAAAGGGCGCAUGAAACAAUCAAACUGUAUUUAGAGUCUUAUCAUAAGUUCACAUCAUCUGCUGUCGAUACUGACAAUGACAUUAAGGAUCGCUCAAAUGAAAUUCAUUCAUAUCUUCCCUUCUCUUCAACGCAAUCUUCUAGUCAAGUACUAAAUACUUUGGAAGAAUUACGUAAUUUGAAUGAAAACCUAUGGAAUAUUCAGUCGCACUUGGGUUCAUGCUACUUAUUCGAUGAUUUCUUGAAAUUUUCUUGUCAUUCCAACAUUUUCACACAACACUGUGACCAAAGUCUAUAUAGUGUGAACAGCGAAGCAUCGACAAUAAACAUACCAAAUUGUUCAAUUACCAAAUUAAUACAAUUAUCUUCUUCACUUCGUCAACAAAUUUUAAGUGCAAUUCGUGAUUUGGAAUCAGCAAUGAUGACGCAGCCUAAUUCAAUUAUACUGAAGACAAAAGAAGUGUCACUUACUGCUGGUAACCAGGAGUUAAUUUAUUCACAUGAUUCAUUCACUACACAGGAAGAUAUUAGAUCCAACGGUAUGUAUGUUAAUGGUCACGAUCCGUGUAUAGAUGACAAGUGUUUUCUUGCUGAGGCUAGUAAUUCAUGUUCGUAUUUUCCACUUAUCUCUUCACCUCCUUCAGAUAUUGAAUGUGAGAGUUCAUCAUAUUUUGUAGCCUGGAUUAGCAGAAAACCAUCCAUAAAAUACUUGUUAAUAGCUUUGUUUCUAUUUAUUAUAUUAUAUUUUGUUUUAUUCGAACAUUUCUUUGGAGACUGCUUCAGAGUUUUGCCUACCUUCUCUAGUCACCUGAAUUGUUAUGGUGAUGGUCCAAUAGUGGAGCUGAGUACAAAUCGUUUAGUCAAAUAUCUUCUCUGUUUUCAACUUCCUAAGCCUGAAAAUUUGUUUUGGUGAUUUUUAUUCCAUCUAUGAAGGUGAUCUGUUUAUGUAUAAGAUGAAGUCAAUUAUUUCCUUUGUAUAUUUUCUUCAAGAUACUCCUCACAUUGUCACUGUUCUGUUUCUUUCGGGGCUGUUUAAUUUUGUAAGAGGAUCACAUUAUUAUGUUGUGAUAAUUAAAGUGAUAAACUCACUGUUUUGUUUUGCAAUAAUUGUCUUGUUUUAUUAUAUGGGGGACAAGUACAUUUGUUUUAUGUGAAGAUACUUUGUACAGUUUAUACUUCUCUUUUUAACCUAAUCUUCACCUUGGAUAAAUAUAGUUUGGUGUAUUGCGGGAUAAAAGUUUGUCUUAAACUGACAGUACCUCUUUAGAUAAUUUUCUUGAGGUUGAUUAACCUUUGUUUUGCCGGCAAGUCCACUGUUUUGCAUUUGAUAGUACCUAUUAAUCACGAACAUUGGAAUACAAAAUUUAUACUACUAUGGUGGGUUACUGGUCAAUGAGCAUUUCAGCUAGUGUUAGUGGUAUCAUUUGAAUCCCAACUCUUUAACCACUCUUUCAGUAGCUUUACGUUAUUUGAUGAAUUUCUGUCAUAUUUUCGUACCAUUGUAACCUUAUUCUUUCGAUGCCCAAUCUGAAAGAGUAAACUAAGUGUUUCACCAUUCACCUCACCUAGCGAUAACAUAACGAUUGUUGGUUAUUCAAACUGCAAAACAUUAUUGUAUCAUAUAUGUCAUACACGAUUUCUCGUUUUCUGGAAAUGUCGAUGGUGAAAACAGUAUGCUUAACGGAAUUUCUGUAGUUAUAAAUCACUUUCAUCUUUAACAAGUCAGUAGUUGUCACUAAAUAUUUUGAGACAUUCAUUUUAGUCUCAAAACCCUUUCACAGAAAUGGGAUUGCUAGAUCGAAGCUUAUAUACCUCUUCCAAUCCCAUUACGUUUUCCAGUCAUUUUGUGUUGGUUUAUUUUAGGGUAAAGUUUCGGCAUUAGGCUUCGUACUGUUGUAGUGGGCGCUGCUGAUCACAAUGGUUAUAAGCAGUGUAUGUUGAGAGGGCGGCAGAAAUCAUAGGGAAUUACCAGUAAUGGGUGAAGAUUCUGCCUAGAGGAACGCAAGAGACAAUGUGGGCGUAUUAAGAGCAAAUCAAGCUAGAAGCAGAAGAAGAAAUGAAGCACAUUGUACAAAUGACUGUCUUAGUGGAAGGUGCACAAUAUUUGAUGACUACUGUACAAGAUGUCAAUAAUAAACAUUCCUUCCUUC
Messenger RNA from Heterobilharzia americana, 5527 nucleotides. The record is from the annotation of a GenBank genome assembly. Lineage: Eukaryota; Metazoa; Platyhelminthes; Trematoda; Strigeidida; Schistosomatidae.